This is a messenger RNA of Penicillium malachiteum, 2499 nucleotides long. Its product is annotated as peptide alpha-N-acetyltransferase complex A subunit NAT1. The record is from RefSeq and is a predicted model, not a curated record. The coding region runs from base 1 to 2499 and encodes 832 amino acids. Gene Ontology annotation, biological process: N-terminal peptidyl-methionine acetylation. Gene Ontology annotation, molecular function: protein-N-terminal amino-acid acetyltransferase activity; protein binding. The transcript has 3 exons. Gene Ontology annotation, cellular component: NatA complex; cytoplasm. Lineage: Eukaryota; Fungi; Ascomycota; Eurotiomycetes; Eurotiales; Aspergillaceae.
AUGCCGCAACCAUUGAAUCCCAAGGACCAGUCCUUGUUCCGUCAAGUGGUUCGUAACUUUGAGCUCAAGCAAUAUAAGAAAGGCAUCAAGACGGCCGACCAGGUUCUCAAGAAGAACCCCAACCAUGGCGAUACGCAGGCAAUGAAGGCGCUGAUUUUGAGCCAUCUGGGACAAUCAGAGGAGGCCUUUGCACUCGGCAAGGAAGCUUUACGGAAUGACAUGAAGUCGCACAUUACCUGGCACGUUUAUGGUCUUCUUUACCGACAGGAAAAGAACUACGAAGAGGCAAUCAAGGCGUACCGAUUCGCAUUGCGAAUUGAGCCUGAGUCUGCUCCUAUCCAGCGGGAUCUUGCUCUGCUUCAGGUGCAGAUGCGUGAUUUCCAGGGUUACAUUCAGAGCCGUACUGUGAUGCUACAAGCACACCCGGGCCUUCGACAGAACUGGACAGCGUUGGCAAUUGCCCAUCACUUGUCUGGAGACUUGGAGGAAGCAGAGAAGGUCCUUACCACAUACGAAGAAACAUUGAAGGGAACCCCGUCAGUCUCAAAUAUGGAACAUUCUGAAGCCAUCCUGUACAAGAAUACCAUCAUCGCAGAAACUGGCAACCUCGAACGAGCUCUUGAACACCUGGAGAAAUAUGGAUACAGGUGUACUGAUGUGCUGGCGGUUAUGGAGAUGAAGGCUGACUACCUCUUGCGACUUGAUCGCAAGUCCGAGGCUGAGCAGGCUUACACUGCACUGCUGGAGCGAAACCCGGAGAACUCCAUUUACUAUGAUGGCUUGAUUAAGGCGAAGGGUGUGGCGGAAGAUGACCACAAAUCAUUGAAGGCUCUUUACGACGAGUGGGUAGAGAAGAACCCUCGUGGUGACUCCGCUCGUCGCAUCCCGCUCGAUUUCUUAGAGGGCGAAGACUUCAAGCAAGCUGUUGAUACUUACCUCCAGCGGAUGCUGAAGAAAGGAGUGCCCUCGCUUUUCGCCAACAUCAAGUCUCUGUACAGUAACCCCUCCAAGCGCGAUGUGGUCCAGGCAUUGGUUGAGGGAUAUGUCUCUGGCAAUGCUGCACAGGCAAACGGCUCUUCUGAGUCUAAGGAGAACGAGUUCCUCGUUUCUUCCUACUAUUUCUUGGCCCAACACUACAACUACGAGCUUAGCCGUGACCUCACAAAGGCCAUGGAGUACGUUGACAAGGCAAUUGAGCUGUCACCGAAGUCUGUGGAAUACCAGCUGACCAAGGCGCGCACCUGGAAGCACUACGGAAAUACGAUCAAGGCCGCCAAUGAGAUGGAGAAGGCCCGUCUUUUGGAUGAAAAGGAUCGUUACAUCAAUACCAAGGCUGCCAAGUACCAACUCCGUAACAACCAGAAUGAGAAGGGCUUGGAAAACAUGAGCAAGUUCACCCGAAAUGAGACAGUCGGCGGCGCAAUGGGUGAUCUUCAUGAGAUGCAAUGUGUGUGGUAUCUUACUGAGGAUGGUGAGGCAUACCUGCGCCAGAAGAAACUUGCUCUGGCCCUGAAGCGCUUCCACGGCGUGUUCAACAUCUUUGAUACCUGGCAAGAGGACCAGUUCGACUUCCACAGUUUUUCCCUGCGAAAGGGCAUGAUCCGCGCCUAUGUGGAUAUGGUUCGUUGGGAGGACCGCCUUCGCGAACACCCCUUCUACACUCGGAUGGCGGUCUCUGCUAUCAAGGCAUACCUGCUCCUUCACGAUCAGCCCGACCUUGCACACGGCCCUAUGCUUAUCGCUGAUGGUGCCGAUACCAUGAAUGAGGAGGAGCGUAAGAAGGCACUCAAGAAGGCUAAGAGGGAGCAACAACGCCUUGAAAAGAUCGAGGCUGAUAAGCGCGAGGCUAGAAAGGCCGCCGCUGCUAAUGCCAAGAGCAUUGAUGGAGAGGUGAAGAAGGAAGACCCCGAUCCUUUGGGCAACACCCUUGUGCAGACCAAGGACCCGCUCAAGGAUGCGAUGAAGUUCCUGACCCCCUUGCUCAACCUCGAUUCUCAGAACAUCGAAGCCCAAACCCUUGGCUUUGAAGUUUACUUCCGCAGAAACAAGCAUGUUCUGGCUGUGAAAUGCCUCUCAGCCGCUCACGCUAUCGACCCCUCCAACCCUACCCUCCACCUGCAGUUGCUGCAAUUCCGCAAGGCCCUUGAUACCCUCUCCGAGCCCCUUGACCCCAAGAUUGCCGAAGUCGUUGAUGCCGAAUUUGAGAAGCUGUUCCCCAAGUCUCAGAAGCUUGAGGAGUUCAACGACUCUUUCCUGACCGCCAACAAGAACAGCGCCUUGCACGUGCAAGCAGCCCUAUCUGGUCGUCAAUUCCUGAACAAGGACUCAGCAACCCAAAACGAGAAGGAACUGCUGGCCACUCUUGACUCCGUUGAUAUCAUGAUGAGCGAAGCUAUGGCUGGCCUCGACCUGCUUAGCAACUGGGGCAGUGACAAGGCUGCGUAUGCUGAAAAGGCACUCAAGAAGUGGCCUGAGUCUUCCCUGUUCAAGCUGAACUAA